UCACCCGCCGCGGCCGCCGGGGAGUCCGGAUCAGCAAAGCGAACGCACCCCGACCGCAGAGUCUGUGUGUGUGUGUGUGUGUGUGUGUGUGUGUGUGUCUCUUUCUCUCUCCUCUCUCUCUCUCUCUCUCUCACUCCUUCACUCUCUCGCGCGCUCUCUCCAUCUCUCCAAACUUUGGAGACUUUUGCGCGUCAGCAGCGCGCGCGGUGGAUUUUGUUGAUUUGGACCUUCAAAGUAAAACAGAACCGGUUUGAGGAGGACGAUGAUCCUGGAGGAGGACCAGCUGCCGCUCCACUGAGAACAUGGAGUCGUGUACAGGCGGCAGAGGUGGAGGCGGAGGAAGGUGGAGGCUCCGUCAUGUGGUCCCAGUCGUCCUGCUGUGGAUGACUCUGCACAGGACUGUGCUGGGCUGCAGCUCCACGAACUGUAACAUGGUGCUGACAGAGGCCCAGGGGGAGUUCACGUCGCCCUGCUACCCCACGAAUUACCCCAAUUCGCAGGCCUGUAAAUGGACCAUGCAGGCCCCCACUGGCUUCAUCAUCCAGCUCUCCUUCCUUGACUUUGACCUGGAGGAGGCGCCGGGCUGCAUCUACGACUGGGUUGUGGUGAACACGGGAAACACAGAUGUUAAGUUCUGCGGCCCGACGGCCAACGGGCUGAUGCUAAACUCGACGGGGAACGUGAUGGAGCUGUCCUUUACCUCCGACUUCAGCGUGCAGAAGCGCGGGUUCCGCGUUAGCUUCCAACACGUUGCCGUGGCCCUGAGGAACCAGAAGGUCAGCAUAUCUGCCGGCAAUAGCUACGUCACCCAGAUCUCCAACUCUGUUUCCAUCCCGACUCUCAGUGACCUGACAAUAUGCUUUGAGGUGCAGCGCAGCAGCCAGAAAUUGAAAGAAUGGAUCUUCACCUACGACAGUAACAACAAGGUGGGGCUGAGUUUGGGCUCUGAUCUUAACAACAUGAAGAUCAUCAUCGACGGGGUUUCCUGUCCAAUCGACACCCUCAUUGACCCCACCGACUUCACCUCCACCAUGAAGCCUUUUUGUGUGGUCUGGACAUCAUCGAGCGGCCGAGUGUCGCUCUAUUCUAAAGGAGAAUACUGGGCCAAGACCUGCUCCUCCACUGCUGGGCACUCUGUGCAGGGUGGAGGAGUCUUCAGGUUGGGAGGGCAGCAGAGCUUUGACGGCUUCAUCUAUAACGUCCGGCUGUGGGACGUCGCCAUGACGUUGGAGCAGCUCCAGGCGUUAACGUGCGACAUGGUGGGGAACGUUACAGACUGGGACAACAGCCACUGGACCAUCCCGUCCGGGGAGGCCCAGACGGACGCCACGCUCAGCUGCAGUGCCUCCAUGCCCAACACACCAGUCACCACCAGCUGCACCGCACCGGACUGCUCAGUUCUCCCUCCCAUCACUCCAUCUCCAUCCACCAUCCCUACCACUAGCAUGCCACUAACCGCAACCAUCAGUACCACCACCACCACCACCACCAUCAGCAGCAGCACAGCCAGCUCCUCCUCCUCCUCCUCUGCCCAACAGACAACCAGCAGCACGUCAACUGUUUCAUCUGCUACUACUAACCACCCAGAUACUAACCCCCCAACACAUGUUUCAAGUGCAACUCCUCCAUUGACGACAACUACUAACAAUCCAGAUACUAAUACUGACUCCGAAUGGGUCCCAACUCCUCCACCGAUGUUACUAACUACUAACCAACCAACCACUAAUAUAGCUGUUACUACUGCUUCCUCUUGGGAGCGGCUGUUCUACAGUGUUUCUUUUGUGGUGGAUGGUGACGGCACGCAUUUGGCCCUGGCUGAUGUUGAGCAGGCUGUGGAUUUAUGGCUCAAUCUAACAUUUGUGAACUGGAACUUCACAGUCUACCCCGACCCUGUCAGAGUCUUACAGAGUGCUGAAAACCCGACAAGUUUUAACUGCCAGGCCUUGCUGCUUCAUUAUUACCAGACCAAUCAGAGUCUGGGGAAAGCUGCACUGUCUGCCCAACUGUCCAGCAAAAAGGGACAACUGGAUUCCAAGUUGAACUUCCAGCCCGACUCCACCAAUAUCAAAUUGAUCGAAAACUGUCCGGCGGAGAAAACGUUCCACUACGACUGGCCUGAGACCAAACCCGACGACAUUCACUACCUUCCCUGCUUCCCCAACAAAGACCAGAACAGCUCCAGGAAAUGUGUCUUGGACCGACAGAACCUCUCGUCCAGUUGGUUGACUGCAGACAUCAGUAACUGCUUGGACAUCAACUCCAUUCAGGUGUCGGCAGAAAAUGCGUCUGAAGUGGCCGAGCAGCUCGCUGACUUCACCGUCAAUGAGCUGUCCAAGGAGGAGGUGUCGAAAGUGGUGAUGAAGGUGAAGGAGCUGAUGAACGUGGCAAAAAUCAACUCCACGCUGGCGUCCACCGUCGUCACCAUCUUUUCCAACGUCAUGAUGAGUUCAGAGACCGCGCUCGUUUCGAACUCUAAGACCGCCCUGAAGACAGUCGAUGAGCUGGUCCAGAAGUUGGAGUUUGAGGGUCCGUCCAUCAACAUCACCUCUAAAAACCUUGCGUUGGGAAUAUCGACCUUCAACACCUCCGCGUUCAACGGGACAACCUUCAGUGCCUUUAUUGCUCCAAACAGCAAUGACCCACAGGUUGGUUUUGAAUCUAAGCCAGCUAACGCUUUGGGUCGGGUCACCCUCCCCGCCUCGCUGCUGAACAGCAGCGCUGCAGACAGAUCAUCUCUGUCCAGGAUCAGCUUCAUGUUCUUCAGCAGCACAAACAUGUUCAAGAAAGAGCAGGACGGACUGGCCCUGAGGAGCUACGUGGUGGCGAGCAGCGUCGGGAACGUCUCCAUCAGUAACCUGAUAGAACCGGUGGUGAUUGAGAUCGCUCACCUGUCUGAAGAGCCGGCCCUGAAUCCAGUCUGCAUGUUCUGGGACUUCAGCAUGAAAGAUGGUGCCGGAGGCUGGAAUGGAGACGGCUGCAACGUCUCCAAAGAAUCCAGCAGCAACAAAACCGUCUGUCACUGCGACCACCUGACACACUUUGGCAUCCUCAUGGACAUUUCUGGAGCUUCGGCCACCUUGAGCGCAAAGGACAACCAGAUUCUGACCUUCAUCACCUACAUCGGCUGUGGUAUCUCCGCCAUCUUCUCUGCCGCCACGCUGCUCACCUACAUCGCCUUUGAGAAAGUACGGCGGGACUAUCCCUCCAAGAUCCUGAUGAACCUCAGCACGUCUCUGCUGUUCCUCAACAUGGUCUUCCUGCUGGACGGCUGGCUAGCAAGUCUGGAUAGUGAAGGGCUAUGUCUCUCCAUCGCCAUCUUCUUGCACUACUUCCUGUUGACGUCCUUCACCUGGAUGGGGUUGGAGUCCAUCCACAUGUACAUCGCUCUGGUCAAAGUCUUCAACACCUACAUACGCAGAUACAUCCUCAAGUUCUGCCUUAUUGGAUGGGGUCUCCCUGCACUGUUGGUGGCGAUUAUUGUUUCUGUGGAUCAAAAAUCUUACGGCCGGCAGGACUACGGCAAAGAGGAGUCGAGAAAUGGAUCCUCGUUCUGCUGGAUUCAAAAUCCAGUUGUCUUCUACACCACCUGCGUCGGUUACUUCUGCCUGGUGUUUCUGCUGAAUGUGGCCAUGUUUGUGGUGGUGAUGAUGCAGAUCUGUGGCCGCAACAGCAAACGCACCAACCGCACCCUGCGAGAAGAGGUUUUACGAAAUCUGCGCAGUGUGGUCAGCCUAACCUUCCUGCUGGGGAUGACGUGGGGCUUCGCUCUGUUUGCAUGGGGACCCGUCACCCUGGCCUUUUUGUACCUCUUCACCAUCUUCAACUCACUGCAAGGUCUCUUCAUAUUUAUCUUCCACUGUGCCCUGAAAGAAAACGUCCAGAAGCAGUGGAGGAGGUACCUCUGCCGUGGUCGAUUCAAGAUGUCAGACAACUCAGACUGUAGUAAGACGGCGACCAACAACACGAAGAAGGUGAGCUCAGACAACCUGGGCAAGUCUCUGUCCUCCAGCUCGUUCGGCUCCAGCAACACCAACUGGACGUCCAAAGCUAAAAAUACACUCAACCCGUUCAACAAGAGACACAGCAACUCAGAUAAAUGUUACUCCAACCAGACCAUCCCUAAGUGCCUCUCCUCGUCCCCAUCCUCCUCAACGGUGGAAGCCAACUCCUCGUCCUCCUCGUCCUCCAUCCUCCCUGUCAGCCAGAUGAUCGACAAGGUGAAAGAUUACUGUACCACGCGCUCCGACAACUUCUACAAGAACAUCAUCAUGUCUGACAGCUUCGCCAACAGCACCAGGUUCUAGAACUUUCUUCAGCGCUCUUGGAGCAGACUUUCCAAAGCCUUUCCCCCUCCUGUGUUUUUUUGGAACUGUUGUGAUUUGUUCUAGAUCCUUCUGUUGAGAUCAUCGUCCUCGCAGCAGCUUCAGUGACGGAAGAGGCCUCUGAUGUCGAGGGCCUCAAUGGGACCCGCCUCGCUGUUCUGGAACUGCCCCCAAUGUUAUUUAAGGCUUCUCUUUUUGUUUCCGGAACUGUCGCCCGACAUUCUUAGAACAUUUCCGUGUUCUGGAGCUGCGAUCCUCGACGUUCCAGAACUCUCCGACAGCCUCACGGGAGAGUUCCACAAUUCCAAGGUCCUUUACCGAAACCUGUCCAAUGUUCUACGUGUUCUGGAACUGAAUUCUGUCCAGGUUCUAGAGCACAGCCUCAGAACCGGGUCUAGAAUGUUCAUUUUUCUCAAAGCUACCAUCAAGAAAUCCUAGAUACCUUCCCACCAUCCUCACUUGCCCCUGGAGCUUUGAUUUGGAAUCUCUUGUUUUAAUUUGAAUGUGUUUCAUCAUGUACAUUGUCGGCUGUUGUAGGAGCUCCAGUUUUACUGAUUUGCAAAAAAAUGCACGAUUUCCGUCUCUAUAUUUAAUCAUCAGAAUUCAUGAAGAGCUGGUUGGUUUGCUGUGACAGAGUACUAAUUAGCAGUUUUCCUCAGUGCCAAUGUAGAAUAGAGUAUGAAGUAGAAAAUGAACGAAAAGCUACAUGAUUUAAAUCAGAGCCACCACCUUAAUGCACUGUCUUUGCUUUGUAUGAAAGUGACGCUAAUCAGCAACAAUCUGCCUAUUCAUGCAGCCUGUGAACAAACUGCUAAAAAACCCAGAGACCAUGUCAACAUAAUCACGGACAAAGCUGUACAUUAUCAUUUGAAAUCCCAGGGUGUCCUGGAUAGUUCGAGGUGGUCAGAGAACAUUGAUGCGAUUCUACUGUAUCAUAUCAAAUUCAAGAAUCGGCUGACCGGGCUGCCAGAAGAGGAAAUGAAAGGGAGCAGAGGAGGGAGGAAAGGAUCAACACAAGGUGGGAAGGUGGAGAAGAGGGGAAAAUGUUCUGGUAGAAGAAAAGUAGGCUGUUAUGUCUUGGUGUUUUCUUAAUACUGUGAUGUUUGUUUAAACUGGCUGUGUGCAUGUGUGUGUGGAGCCAUAGCCUAUGUAAAUACUGAUGAUUUAUCUAUUCUAUGUGCCUUAUUCUAGAGUGUUAUAAUGUGUCCAGAUGCUUGCUUUUGUUCAUGCCUUUGCGAGGUCCUGGAAAGGUCAGCAUACUCCGAAUGCCCACGCUCUGUAGGCACGCAGUCCAUUGCCGAUUUCACAUCGAGAAACAAGUCGUGGUGAAAUGAAGGGCAGAAAUCCUGAGAUGGAUGAAACAGAACAGAAUACAAUGGAAUGGUUUAUCUUCCACCACAAGUGCUUUUUGGUCCGACUCUCAAACAGUUAUUUGAACAUAUUUACAUUCUAUUAUAAUGUAUAUUAUCACAAAAAAACAAAGGCGGUGUUCCUAAAAAUGGAAGCAUAUUGUCACACAUUUUGAAUUUAUAUUGAAAAUCUCUGAAAUGUCACUUAUCCUAGAGUUAUUGUUUGUUACUAUAACCAGCUGUCUGCACGUUGACAAUCACACCAUGAUUUGGUGGUAUGAGGGUAAAUAUUAGUCCCAAAGGAGAUAUUCAUCCAACUCCCUCAGAUGCAGGUGUGUUGGAAACUUCCCACACUCUGUUCUUGCUCAGAAUCACAAUUUAUUAAUCAUACUUGAUCGUUUCUGUGAUGAUGAGACAAAAAAAACUGUGUGUGGGAAUUUCUUUUCACAAUAUUAAAUAAUAAAAACCAAACUAAUCUGCGCUCCCUGUGCACGUCAGCCAGAGUUUAGCGAUUAUACAGGGUGUAGUUUAUGGAAACAGGAGUACUGUUCAAGUGAAGAAUCUUUGUGUUCAGAUUCUAUUUUUUUAUUCAGCAUUUGAUAAUAGCUUUGUUUUCAAGACAGCAAAAAUAACUCUGAGCGUGAAUAAAUACACUAACCGUGACGCUGGCAGGAUCAUCAUAUUAUUAUCAUCUCAGUGCAGCCAGAUUACAAAAAGGUUUUCCUUGCGGUUUCUAGCCAUGCACAUAGUUUGUGUUUAAUUCAGCUGGGUGCCUGUCAACACCAAAUAUAACAAAGGUGACAAAAAAUUCACUUAUGGUGUGAUAAUAAACAGAUGAAAAACUCAACACCUACUUGUCUUGAGCAGAAACUAUUUCAAACAUUUUACCAUAAAAAUAAUCGACUUGAACGUGUUGACAGUGCGGUCUGCAGAUGAUCCUGAGAAAUCGCAUGGCUGUCAAGUUUUUCACGUGUCAUUUAUUCACUUAUCUUCACACCACAAGUGAAAUUCUCUUCAUAUCAACAAAGCAGUGCAGAUCUAAAAACCUCAGCGCAGAAAAAAAGACUCAUUGAAAGCAGAAAGAAGAAAAUCUGUUUUUGUUUUUGGGAUUUGAAUGAGCCAACCUUAGAAUGAAACGUGUGGCGGGCUCUAACACAAGUUUGUCAUUUAUCAAGAAUCAUCCUUUUUGGUCGAUCACAUUGUAACCCAAAGAUUUACCCAUACUCAAAUAUCAGUAUCCGGUAUGUCCCUGUUAUACCAUCCAUUUAAAAUAUAAAUCCAGAGUAAUUAAAUUUGAUUAAACUGCAGAAAGCCAUGACAGUCAACACAUCCUGUCCUUCUCAGACUUCAAAACAGUCUUUCAACAAGCCUCCAAGCAUAAUUGUGCUCAACAUCCGUUCAUAAAUGAUUCCUUUUCCAUAAAACUCAAGCCAGAAAAAUGGCAUGCCACUUCGAGAAAUUAGUUUCUUGUACAGAAUUAUGGACGCAAGUCCAAACUUUAUUGAUUUGUAAAGAGUUUCCUCCAGCGACCAGAAGUCACUCUUUGUCCAAUGUAGAACGUUCAGUCAUCAGCAAAGAGUUCAGUUGCAUUUGUAUCGUUGAGACCUUGAAGAUGUUAAGUUGCUAUGUUACUGAAACUGAUUGCUGUUACUGCUGUGGUUCUGUCAGGGUUCUGUUCAGACUUCAUUUGAAUGACAAAGUUCUGGUUUGUAAAAGUCGCUUGCCAUUUGUUGCACUGCCUCAUUAAAAGCUUUUAAUUUAGCUUCGUUUUGGUAUAUGGAAUAUUUCUCCGACACUAAGGAGUAUGUGGUAUAGACUUUAUAGGUCCAGUGGUUCUGAAUAAUUUCAAAAUAAUUUCCUUGGAAUAGCUCAUUUGGUACCAACUAUAGGUAAAAUGGAGGCAAAGUUUAAGAACAGUUGUUGAUUUCCAAAGAACAUCCUGCAAAGAAAAAGCUUAAUUUAAACGUAAAGUAAAAAUGUAUCUUCACUUAAUUAUUUCUGUAAAUUUUAUUCUUCGUAUGUUCAGCUGACCUGAAUAAAGGACUCUUCAGGGUUUCACUA
Messenger RNA from Larimichthys crocea (large yellow croaker), 7732 nucleotides. It is a transcript of the gene adgrg6, whose product is annotated as adhesion G protein-coupled receptor G6. The record is from RefSeq and is a predicted model, not a curated record. Gene Ontology annotation, biological process: heart trabecula formation; adenylate cyclase-activating G protein-coupled receptor signaling pathway; cell surface receptor signaling pathway. Gene Ontology annotation, molecular function: laminin binding; G protein-coupled receptor activity. Gene Ontology annotation, cellular component: plasma membrane. The coding region runs from base 303 to 4304 and encodes 1333 amino acids. Lineage: Eukaryota; Metazoa; Chordata; Actinopteri; Sciaenidae. The transcript is spliced from 32 exons.